AUGUCUUCCAGACUCGUUGGAUCUGCCAGAUUCGCCAAGUCGUUUUCCGCUCAGUACACCGGCACCUUCACAAGCCCAUUUUCUCCCGGCAGAUGCUUCCACAAGUCCAUCAAGAAAACCAGCGUUGCCUUUGCUGCUGGCCAUUUUGACUCUGCCUUCUUGAAAGACUUUUCCACAGGCGAGCUUUUCCUGUUCAUGGUCAUUGGCAUGGCCACGCUCAACAAACCGAUUUUGAAUAUUUGCAUCAAGGCGUUUCCUUACGUGCCGCUCCCUAUUAUCAAGGCCCUUGUGUACAAGAUCUACUGCGGUGGAGAGACCAUCGAGGACGUCAAGCAGACCGGCCAGCGAUUGGCCACCAGAGGAAUCAACAACAUGAUGAUCUCCUUGACUAUCGAGGCCUGCGAGGGCAACGAUAACAUCGACCCCCAGUUUAUUGUGGACGAGACCAAGAGAUCUGUCUCUGAGAUCUUGGUGCCCCACACGGUCUCAAUCAUCGAGAAUUCCGGCAAGGAUAUCAACUCCAUCCCGGCCGGAUACGUCGCCUUGAAACCCACGGGGUUCACCAAAAACGCCGCGGCCGUCUUGAGAAACCACGACUCUCCUGAGAACAAGGCAGCCUUUGAGGAGAUUGUGGCCGGUGCUUCCGCCGUGUGCAAGACCAUUUAUGAGGCCAACCAGAAGUUGGCCCAGAAAUACCCCGCCAGAACCGCGCCGUUUGUGGUUGGUGUCAUUGACGCAGAAAAGUACGACCUCCAGCCCGGCGUGUAUGAGUUGCAAAGAAGAUUGUACCAGCUCUACAACAAGCUCGACGCCCCGGUUUCCGUGGUGGGAACCUUGCAGAUGUACUUGUCGGGCUCCUCGGACUUGUUGGCGGAAGAGGAAAAAUUGGCCCGGGAGAACAAGUACAGGUUGGGCUUGAAGUUGGUGAGAGGUGCGUACAUCCACUCCGAACAGCAGAGAGCCAGUGUCAUCCACAAGACCAAGGAGGACACCGACAUCAACUACAACCGGGGCAUUUCGUACUGCAUCGAGUCCAUCUUGGGCAGCCAGGGCAAUAGCUCCACGGUCGGCCACUUGGUGGUGGCCUCGCACAACGCCGACUCUUUGAAGUUGGCCACGGAGAAGACGUACAGAGGCGAAAACUCCUUUCAAAACACCAACAAGGCCAACAUUUGUCUCGGCCAGUUGUUGGGCAUGGCAGACUCCAUCACCCACGACUUGAUCAAGACUCACAAAGUGGACAAUGUCAUCAAGUAUGUUGCCUGGGGCCCACCUUUGGAGACCAGGGAGUACUUGUUGAGGAGAUUGGAGGAGAACGGCGAUGCCGUGAAAAACGACACUGGUUUGCCUUUGAUCAAGGCAGCCGCACGGGCCAUUUUCCAGAGAGCCUCUGCGUAA
Molecule: messenger RNA, 1398 nt
Organism: Metschnikowia bicuspidata var. bicuspidata NRRL YB-4993
Lineage: Eukaryota; Fungi; Ascomycota; Pichiomycetes; Serinales; Metschnikowiaceae
Gene: PUT1
Product: proline dehydrogenase
Exons: 2
Coding region: 1-1398 (465 amino acids)
Cellular component (GO): mitochondrion
Molecular function (GO): FAD binding; proline dehydrogenase activity
Source: RefSeq, a predicted model, not a curated record